Vanessa tameamea is the source of this 1174-nucleotide messenger RNA. Its product is annotated as zinc finger protein 175-like. The transcript has 3 exons. Gene Ontology annotation, cellular component: chromosome. Gene Ontology annotation, biological process: regulation of transcription by RNA polymerase II. Lineage: Eukaryota; Metazoa; Arthropoda; Insecta; Lepidoptera; Nymphalidae. Gene Ontology annotation, molecular function: chromatin insulator sequence binding. The record is from RefSeq and is a predicted model, not a curated record. Bases 168 to 1130 code for a protein of 320 amino acids.
UUGACGUUAGUCAUACGUAUCAUACGAUGUAAAUAAAAUUAUAAGGCAACAAAAACUAUUAAUAUGAAUAUGGAAAACAAUAAUUAUAAGUUAUGGUAAAACAGAAAAAGUAACAUAUUUCUUAAUUCAAACAAAAACACCAAUUUUAGACUUCGAAGUAUUUAAAGAUGUUCCGCUCAGCAUCUGAUAUAGUUAGAAUUAAUCGUAGGGAAUCAAUUAGCAUAAAUGGAGAUGAAUUAUACGGCUGUGAAUUCUGUUCUGAGGGCGGUUGGUCCAGCGAAACUGAGGUCGAAAUUCACAAAAGUGCGAAACACAAGAAAGAAUUAAAAAGCAUUUUGAAUGAAGCAGAUUAUGUAUGCGGCAUUUGCAUCAAAGAGUUUGAUAAUGGUGAUGAGUUGCUGAAACACAUUAAAACUGAUCACUUGUAUAGCUCGGAAAAUGCUUAUCGAGUCGAACGAGAAAUAUUUGUCUGUGACGACUGCUGUCAGUUAUUCUUCAACAAGUUACACCUCAUCGUACACAUAAAACAGUACCAUGGGAGUGACAAUUACAAAACAGAGAUCAUAGAGUGUCCACAGUGUCACGACAAAUUCAAACGUAAACAGAUUUGGUUACACACGCACACACAUAACAUUCAGAGUAUAUCAUCGUGCCGUCUUUGUUUUAUAAAGUUGCCUAACAGACGAGAGUUGAAGGAACAUUUAAAUAGACACGGCCAUUAUUUUAAAUGUGAUAUGUGUGGUUACAAUUCUAAAAAAUCAUACCUCUUCAAUCAACAUAUAAAAGAUAAUCAUAAGAAGAAAAACAACGAUGUUAAAAAGUUUAAGAAAGUUAAGAAAUACUUUAUACCACGAGAAGAUGUAUUAGAAGGCAAGGGUCAGAUCUUAAUGAUAUUCCGUGGUGUGUAUUUGAGUAACUUAGUUAAAAUAUGUGUUAUGUGUCGAGAAAUAUGUGUUGGUUACCGACAAAUGAGUGAUCAUAUAACACAUGAUCACAACACUAGUAUAGAAAUGGUUAAGCAUGAGUAUCGUUGUGGGUGUGGGGAGGUUUUCAACAAUAAAGUGCUAUUGAAACAUCAUGUGUUCAAAAUGAAAGGAGAUCACAGUAUUCAAAAAGCUGGUGAUGAAUAAACUAUAUAAUUUGCUAUUUGACAAUGCGAAAAAUGAAGUGUCAA